CUGCAGGGCGAGGUGGAGCAGAUCUCCAUGAUGAAGCCCAAGGCGGAGGACAAGAACGAUACCGGGCUGCUGGAGUACCUGGAGGAUAUCAUCGGCACGGACAAGUACGUGCAGCCCAUCGAGGAGGCCAGCAAGAAGCUGGAGGAGAUCAAUGAGAAGCGGCAGACCAUGGUGGCCCGGCUCAAGGUCUCCGAGAAGGAGAAGGACGGGCUGCAGGGCAAGGCGGAGGAGGCCCAGCAGUUCCUGGAUAAGCAGGCUGAGAUGCUGCGACUGCGCAUCAACGUGACUCACCUGCUGGCCAUGAAGGUCCAGGCCAACCUGGCCACCGCCGAGGCCAACACUGGCGAGCUGAAGGCCAAGCUGGCGCACGAGCGGGCCAAGUUCAAGGAGCAGGAGAAGGAGCUCACGGCGGCGGAGAAGAAGUACAGGGCAGCGACGAAGGCGCAUGAGCAAGUCGUCAAGUCCAUCGAUGCCGCCACGGAGGCGUUCAAGGAGAUGGAGCGCAAGGACGCUCAGAACACGGAGACGCUCAAGGCGCUGCGCACCAAGCAGAAGAAGCUCACGGACAAGCAGGCAGCGGACAAGAAGCAGCUCGAGACGCUCGAGAAGGAGCGCAAGGAGUGCGAGGCGGCGGGCCCACAGCUGGCAGCGCAGGUGCAGUCCCUCACCGCCGACCUAGCCGCCGCAGAGGCCGCACUAGAGGAGAUGCAGGAGACGGCGCGGGGCGAGGUGGAGGGGCUGAGGCAGCAGCUGGCGGGCGUGCGAAAGGAGCUGGCGCCCUGGGAGAGGAAGAUGGGUGAGGUGCAGGCGCGCAUCUCGGUGAGCGAGCGGGAGAUGGAGCUGCUGCAGCGGCAGGGGAACGAGGCGAAGAAGCGGCUGGAGAAGGCAACAAAGGACCUUGAGGAGGCUCGCUCCGCGGCUGCCGGCAAGGAGCAGCGCAUCAAGGAGCUCGAGGCCUCCCUGGAGCAGCGCAAGCGGGACGCCGAGGGGCACAAGCAGGCGCUGGCGGCCGCCCAGGCGGAGGAGAGGAAGGCGGAGGAGGAGCUGGGGGCGGUGCGGGAGAGGGUGGUGCAGCUGAGGGCUGACCUGCAGGCCAGCCAGGGGCAGUCGGGUGUGAUGCGCGAGCUGAUGGCCGCCAAGUCCCGGGGGGAGCUCAGCGGCAUCUACGGCAGGCUGGGCGACCUGGGCGCCAUCGAUGCCAAGUACGACGCCGCCGCCUCCACCGCCAUCGGCGCGCUGGACAACGUGGUGGUGGAGACCACCAGCGACGCGCAGCGGGCGGUGGAGCACCUGCGGCGCACGGGGGCGGGGUGCGCCACCUUCCUCAUUCUGGAGGCGCAGCAGCAGUGGGCGCAGAGGGUGACGGAGAGGGUGGACACGCCGGAGGGCUGCCCCCGCCUGUUCGACCUGAUUAAGGUGAAGGACCCCAAGCUACGGGUCGCCUUCUACUACGCGUGCCGGGACACGCUGGUGGCAGCGGACCUCAACCAGGCCAGCCGCAUCGGCUACGGAGGCGACAGGCGCUUUGCCCGCGUGGUCACGCUGCAGGGCCAACUCAUCGAGUCCAGCGGCACCAUGUCGGGCGGCGGGCGCCCCCAGACCGGCCGCAUCGCACUGGGCAACCAGGCUCCGCGGGGGGCCGCCACGGACGCUCGUGCCGCGGAGGCCGAGCUGCGGGAGGUUGAGCGGCAGGCGGAGCAGCUGGGGCGGGCGGUGCAGGGGGCGAGGGAGCGGGUGGCGGCGGCGCAGGCGGGGGUGAGGGGCGCGGAGAGGGAGGUGGCGGCGCUGGAGCUGGAGCUGCCCAAGGCCCGCAUGGAGGCGGAGGCCAACACGCAGCGAGCGGCCGACCUGGCUGAGCGCAUGGCGGGGCUGCAGGAGGGAGUGCAGGUUGACGCAGCCGACGCCUCCCGCAUCAAGGAGCUGCACAUCAAGGUGUCCAAGGAGAAGGUGGAGCUGAUGACGCUCAAGGAGCAGUGCAGCGACCUGGACAAGAAGGCGACAUCGCUGCAAAACAAGAUUGACAACGCGGGCGGCGAGAAGCUGCGCUCGCAGAAGACCAAAGUGGAGAAGACGCGCAAGAAGAUCGAGGAGGCGGAGGCUGACAUCAGCAAGAAGGAGGUGCAGGCAAAGGCGCACGCCAAGCAGGCCGACAAGCUGAAGAAGGACAUUGCCAAGCAGGACAAGGACCUGGAGAAGCUGGAGGCGGAGAUGGCUGCAUGCUCCGAGACCACCAAGGAGAUCGAGAAGGAGGCGGAGCAGGUACUCCUGCGCAAACAGGCGGCGGAGGAGAAGGGCAAGGAGACGGGCGCCGAGGUGGAGAGUGCUCGUGGCGCGCACGACCAGCUGCGCCAGACGUUCGAGGUCAUUCGGGCUACGGAGACCAAGAUUGAGGAGGAGCUGGAGCGGCUGGCGGGGCUCAUGCGCGAGGAGGGGGCCAAGAGCGGCUCGCUGGCGACGGAGAGGGCCAAGUUCCGAAAGAAGCUGGCGGAGGCUGUGGGCAGCGACGACUAUGUGGUGGACGAGGCGGCGCUGCGAGGUAACGCCACGGACGCGGACCUGGUCAAGCUGGCCGACGAGUGCACGUUCAAGGCCACCAUGCUAGAGGCGGAGCUGGAUAAGCUGAGCCCCGACCUGACCACCAUCGAGGAGUUCCGGCAGAAGGCGAAGGAGUUUUCGGAGCGCGCUAAGGAGCUGGAUGACGCCACCGCCGAGCGAGACGCGCUGCGCAAGGAGUACGAGGCGCUCCGCAAGGCCCGUCUGGACGGCUUCAUGUCGGGCUUCGAGGUCAUCAGCCUGCGACUCAAGGAGGUGUACCAAAUGAUCACGUGCGGCGGUGACGCGGAGCUGGAGCUGGUGGACUCGCUGGACCCCUUCUCCGAGGGUAUCGUGUUCAGCGUGCGGCCGCCCAAGAAGAGCUGGAAGAACAUCUCCAACCUGUCGGGCGGCGAGAAGACCCUCAGCAGCCUCAGUCUGGUCUUCGCGCUGCACACCUACAAGCCCAACCCGCUCUACGUGAUGGACGAGAUCGACGCGGCGCUGGACUUCAAGAACGUGUCCAUCGUGGGGCACUACAUCAAGGAGCGCACCGCGGGCGCGCAGUUCGUCAUCAUCAGCCUGCGCAACAACAUGUUUGAGCUGGCGGAGCGGCUGGUGGGCAUCUACAAGACCGACAACGCCACCAAGACUGUCGCCAUCAACCCCGGCCGCUUCGCCGUCGUGAAGCAGGACGAGGAGGAGCAGCAGGACCAGGACCAGGAGGAGGAGGAGGGGCAGCAGCAGGAGGAGCAGCGUGCGGUGCCGGUGCGGGUGCAGCCGGUGGCGUGAGGGGGCGGGGUGGUGUCGGUGGUUAGGGUUGGGAUGUGGCGGGUGCUUGAGGAGGGCACUAUGAAUGAAUGCGGGCCUGUGCGUUCUGGCUGGCUCAAAUUGACUGGCCCUGUGCGUAAAGGAGUGUGUGCUGUUGUGUUUGUGGGUGUUUCGCGUCGAGGGGCGGGGCGGAGGGGGUAGAAGUUGGGGUUGAUGCGGUUUGGCUGGCGAGACGGUGGCAGGCGCUUUGAGUGGAUGAUCUGUUCAUGCGGGGUCUGUGCAUGUUACGAACGCACUGCAAGCCGCCCUGUGCGGUUGUGCGUGUGUUCAGAAAACUGGCCGCGAGUCGGAACAUUCUGUGAUUGCCGGAAGAUCAAGUCCCCACAGAAACGCCACAGGAGCUGAGGUGUAUGGUGGCGUAAUUACAAAUACAAAUCGUCCGUGUGUGGGGGGGGGCAACCGGCCUGGGAGUGGCUCAAGUAACACGUAACACGGGAACAUUGAAGUUGCAUGGCUGGGUUAUAG
Molecule: messenger RNA, 3828 nt
Organism: Astrephomene gubernaculifera
Lineage: Eukaryota; Viridiplantae; Chlorophyta; Chlorophyceae; Chlamydomonadales; Astrephomenaceae
Source: the annotation of a GenBank genome assembly